ACCAGUCUGUGCUUGAGGAAGGCUUUUGCUUUUUAUGCUCUGUAUUGGGGAGGCAGAUAAAAUGCCAGGUCUGGAUGUCUCUGGGGACAACCUCGCCCUGUGUGAUGCGAAGGAAUAGCAUCUUGCCUGGUAAAUCCACAGGAAUUGAUAAGGCAGGCGCAGUUCUUCCAGAGAGGCCUUUGCUUUUUUAGCUCUAGCUGUGGUUUCUGCAGCAGUUUUGUUUUCUGCCUUAAAAGAGGUGCUGUGGAUUAUCAGACCUCCAUGUAUGACAAUUUGUACCUGCAUGGAGUUGAAGACUCGGAGGCUGAAGAAUAAUGUGAUGUGUCACCCAAGAUGGUGUGAACAGAGCUUCAAGCCAAUGGAGAAGACUAGGCCUAAAUAGCAGAGCCGGUGGAGUGCCCAGAUAAAGCCACACCCGGAGUGCCCAUCCUCGGCAGUCCCUCUCAGUGCCAAUGCAUUUAUGGCUGGCUCAGCAGAUUCCUAUACAAGCAGGCCAUCGGACUCCGAUGUCUCUUUGGAAGAGGACCGGGAAGCAAUUCGGCAAGAGAGAGAACAGCAAGCAGCUAUCCAGCUUGAGAGAGCAAAGUCCAAACCUGUAGCCUUUGCUGUGAAAACGAAUGUGAGCUACUGUGGUGCCCUGGAUGAGGAUGUGCCCGUUCCCAGCACAGCCAUCUCCUUUGAUGCCAAGGACUUUCUUCACAUUAAAGAGAAAUAUAACAAUGAUUGGUGGAUAGGAAGGCUGGUGAAAGAGGGCUGUGAGAUUGGCUUCAUCCCGAGUCCACUGCGGUUGGAGAACAUACGCAUUCAACAGGAGCAGAAAAGAGGCCGUUUUCAUGGCGGGAAAUCGAGUGGAAACUCUUCCUCAAGCCUGGGAGAAAUGGUGUCAGGAACAUUUCGAGCAACUCCCACAACAACAGCAAAACAGAAGCAGAAAGUGACGGAGCACAUCCCCCCUUACGAUGUUGUGCCGUCAAUGCGUCCUGUGGUGUUGGUGGGGCCGUCACUGAAGGGUUAUGAGGUUACAGACAUGAUGCAGAAAGCCCUCUUUGAUUUCCUGAAGCACAGGUUUGAUGGGAGGAUAUCAAUAACAAGAGUGACAGCUGACAUUUCUCUUGCUAAGAGGUCUGUCCUCAACAAUCCUAGCAAGAGAGCAAUAAUUGAACGUUCAAACACCAGAUCCAGCUUAGCGGAAGUACAGAGUGAAAUUGAAAGGAUCUUUGAAUUGGCAAGAUCUUUGCAAUUGGUCGUUCUUGAUGCAGACACCAUCAAUCACCCAGCACAGCUUAUAAAGACGUCCUUAGCCCCCAUCAUUGUUCACGUGAAAGUGUCUUCUCCAAAGGUCCUACAGCGGCUGAUUAAGUCCAGAGGAAAGUCCCAAAGUAAACACUUGAAUGUUCAACUGGUGGCAGCUGAUAAACUGGCCCAGUGCCCGCCUGAAAUGUUUGAUGUUAUAUUAGAUGAGAAUCAGCUCGAGGACGCAUGUGAACAUUUGGGCGAGUACCUGGAGGCAUACUGGCGUGCCACCCACACGAGCAGCAGCACCCCCAUGACCCCGUUACUGGGGAGGAACGUGGGCUCCACAGCCCUCUCGCCAUAUCCCACAGCCAUCUCGGGAUUACAGAGUCAGCGAAUGAGGCACAGCAACCAUUCUACAGAGAAUUCUCCAAUUGAAAGGCGAAGCCUGAUGACCUCUGACGAAAAUUACCACAAUGAGAGGGCCCGCAAGAGCAGGAACCGCUUGUCCUCCAGCUCCCAGCACAGCCGAGACCACUACCCUCUGGUGGAAGAAGAUUACCCUGACUCAUACCAGGACACUUACAAACCCCAUAGGAACCGAGGCUCACCUGGGGGAUACAGCCAUGACUCCCGACAUAGGCUUUGAGGCUGCCGAAACAAACAAAAAUCAUCUGUUGACAAUUUGCCAUAGCACUGCUAGGAUAAACCAGUCAUCUUAAUUUGGCAAGCACAGCACAGUGUCUGCUGUGUGGGUGGGAUGCUGUCAUUUGAUUUAAGGGGCAAGAAUUAAAUAGAAGUACAUUAUGCCCUUGAGUCUAGACGGGUAGUAGAUGCCCAAUCACAUAGGUAUUUUUAAGUGCUACAUUUACAUAAUAACAGUACCUUUUGUUUUCUUCAUAGAUUUUAGACACAUCAAUUUGUAAUUUAGGGUACUUGUCAAGGCACAUAUAAAAUAAUUUCCCGUGUAGGAAAUUCCAAAUGACCAGUUCCAGUUGGAACCAAUUUAUAAACCAAUUCCUGUUGGAAUUUGGGUGAAUUGACUGGAAAGUCUACUUGAGCAUGUUGAAAUCAAUUGAAAAAUCGGAAAAAAAAAAAAAAAAACCAAUAAGGAAAUUAAAAUACUAAUAGAAACCAAGACCAGCUAUGGUAUUUAUUUGCUGGAAGCUAAAUUUACACUUCAAGGUGGACUAUAUAAACAUUUUAAUAAUAUGUUAAUGUUGCCAGAAUGGCUUUUCAAACUUACCAAAUGUAUUGAUAGUGCCAAAAAAAAUUCUCAGAAAUCUUAAUGCAGAAAUUAUAUAAUCGCCUCAGAUUUUAAUAUUUUUAUUUUUCCUAAUGCAGCUGUUGUAUUCAAAGUGUUUUGCUUUCUGUUCAGUCAGUACCGUUAGCCAGUUCGAAGCUGACUAAAUAAGGGGGAAAAUGUGAAUAGUAAAGAGAAACCCAAGCAUGGCUAGUUAGAGGAAAUGGAAGAGGUGUUGUUUCUUCUUUAAUCAGUCUGCACACAACUACACACAUCUGGAGAUCCGAAGUCAGAUAGCAGAGAUGUGGCCAGACCUUUCUGGGCACAAAAGUAAUCGGCUCCAGAUGCGAAUCCAUCCAUCCCACUGCACACUGACACCGGUUUAGGAGUUGUGCCAGCAUAGCUGAGUGUCUUUCCCUCUCAUUACUCAGUCUCUGUCUUUGACUAUAAUGAAUGUUUUGGCCGUACACCACAAUUUUCAAAUCAAAGGAACAACUUCUCUUUUAUUUUUCAUGGGCAUAAUCAAAUUGGGUACUAAAAGUUAUGUUUUCCCAAAAUAACUUUAGGAAAAGUUAACACCAAAAUCAAAUAUUGCAGAAAACAAAAACAAAAACAAAACAAAACAAAAUAACCCUUACUGAUUCGGAAUGUAUUGGUUCACUCAAAGCAAGUUUAAAUGUAGUUUGAAGGCAGGGCAUGAGUGAGUUUGCAGACUGCUCUGUGUUCUUGCUGGUGACCAGCCUUUAGAUUCCAAUGAGUGUAUACACGGUGACCAUGUCCUACAGUGUUAAAGAAAACUUUAAUUGAAGAAAUUCUUGAAACUGACCCUUUUAUGCAAGAAACAAAUGUCUUUGUGAAAGGACUUAUUUCUAAAAUGACACAGCGCAUUUGUUUUCUAAAACCCCAGUCGGAGCUACACAUGAGUCUCUUUCUAAUAAUGGCUUGAAGUCAAUUUUUGAAAACCGGUAUAAUUUAUUUUAUAUUGUCACUUUUCUCCAAAAAUGUCAAGAUCUGAGCCCUCAAACUGUCCCAGUUCAUUACUUUCCUUAUUGAGAGCGUAAGUUUAAUUCCCUUCAACAGUUAUUCAUAUCAAGCCCAUCAACUCUGUGUGCCCUCUCCUUGUCUUGGCUGUAUGUGCAACCCGUUAUGAACCUGCUUAUCUGAUAAUGAGGCUGCCUGAAAUUUUGUAAGUAAUCUCAAACAUUUGAUACAUUUAAACAUGGGCUCAGUAAAAUUGACAAGCUAAUAUAUGAUAGUGGCUUGUGAAGCUCUUUUGUCACCUAGCGAGGCUUACAGAAUUUUGUUAAGACAUUUAAGAGAGCUAUAUUCAUUGGGCUCUUUAAUAAGCAUAUAAUCUUCCAUUACUAAUACUUUGUUAGAACACAGAAGAGCAUUUUCCAGCAAACAAACUAUAUUUAUUACAUGUAUAGCACAUAUUUGCAUGAGAAAGAAAACAUUAGCCAAACAUUUUCCUGUAUGCUUUACUGGUUUCUUGUUUGUGCGCAUUAAAGCAUUUAAUUGCAGAGAGUGCAUUUGGGUGUAUAAAUUUAGAGUAGACUGCUGUUCAGCUUUUUCUGCAGUAGCAUUAGCAAUUUGGUCAUUUAACUACUUUAAGAUAUUUAUAUUUUAUGGCAGGUAGCUGUAACAGCAUUUACUUAUAUUUCCUAGUCAACAAGGUUUCCAUUUCUUUCAACUUUCAAGAGUCACUUGUUUUUCAAGCCUUCCAGCCUAUUUCUUUUUUCCCCUUUUUGGUAUUACAUGUCAUGCUGAAAGAGGGAGACCCAUUUAAUCUGUGUACAAACUCAUCCAUCAUUUGCCAUCAAAAUUCCAUACCUAUUUUGCUUUGUAGCCCUAUUAAAAAGCUAACAAUAUUGGAAAGGGUGAAAUGUAUAUUUUUGAUGAACAUAUUUACUGUUUCACUUUAAUUUUGAAUAUCUUUCAUCGUCCUAUAAAUUUCUCUCCUUCUAAUGGGGAAGAGAUAUGACUCUUUUUAAAGGCUCAGAGUUGCUUGUAUAAAUGACUAAAAUCCAGAUAUAUACUAAAUAAAAAGCUUUAUUUCUGCCAAGCAUAUUCCACAGGUUCUUUUUAAUAAUACAUUUCACUCAAAAUGGCAAGUGAUGACAAGCAGGAGAAAUAUUUCUGUAUUUUGGGGGCAGUUUUCACUUAUAGAAUAGACCACAUUAGAAUUCUGUGAUUUUUCAUCAUAUGUAAUAAUGCAGACGUGUGCAACAAUGUGGAAACGUGGUCCUGGAAAAGGAGGAAAUGCAAUUUGUGGGUCCUUUUGUUUAUUUCCAAGGCUAUGAUGUGACUACAAGAUCAUAAUCAACAUGGUUACCUUGCUUAUAUUAACAUUUAAAACAGCACAUAGUAGUAUUUUUAAAUAACUGUUUAUGCUCUCAUCUUUAUAUAGCUUACUGGGAAGAAGACUGAAAUUGUUAGCAAUUAGACUUACAGUCUUUCCAAAUAGUCUCAAUUGUCUGACUAUACAAAUCAUUGCAUCUCAUCCUUAAUGGAAUGAAUUUUAAAGUCUGAAACAAUUGAGACAAUUAUUUGUUCCACUUUAAAUAAUCUGUUAUUUACUCGAAUUAUUAUUGUUGUUUGCAAAAAAUGUAUUUUUAGAAUGUUAACCUCUUUUCAUACCUGCAUACUUGAACUUGUCUUUUGUGUGGGGGCCUUAAAUUUCAUAAUAGAGAACAGAGGAAGUAAAAAGGGAAUGAAGACAAGGAAACUGUGGUAAAGAUAGCUCACAAUCUUCAACUCUUUAAAUGAACAUAUCCCAAAAUGUUGAAACAUAGCAUGUCAGUUAAGAAUGUUUCCAGGCAACCUUAAUUUGCAAGCUAGUAUAUUUUCUUAUAUAAUUUUAUUUUGAUAUUUGCUGAAAAAAAAAAACAAUACAAUACCACAAUACAAAUUGCCCUCUAUUUGAUAUGUGUGCUACCUCCUUUCUAGAGAAAACAGUCUGUCUUUGAACGGAAAAGUCCUGGUGAUAGUGUCUAUUCUACCAACCUUGCUGCAGCAUUCGAAGUGUUAAACUACGCCUGCCCUCUGGAUUUCACUCUGGUUUUAAAUGCUCUCAUCAUGAUUUCAUUUCUUCAGUGUUAGCAAGGUUUUCUUGAAAUUGAUCCACGGCUUAUCGUGAUAUGAGUUUGACAAGCAGCAAAGCAAACUGAAAAGGAACUACCUCUGUGCAAAAAAAAAAUGUAGCCUUUAGCUCCAGGUUUAAGGAAGAGAAAUUUCAGAGAUUUGAUGUUUAAAGGCAGAGUUGGGUGAAGCUUGACUUCUCUGGGCACCAAGGGCAGCUGUGGACACUUAUGGGCAGGGAUCUGCAUUGUCUGGAACUCCCAUGUAAUCGGAACAAGCUUCCUAUCCGUGUUUUAAAUAAAUGAUUACGUAACCCUCAUUCUUUCACAGUUGCUUUUGUCUCUCAUGACAAUAUUACGUUUUUGUUUUUUUUUUAAUGAUAUAAAACCAAUCCUUGAAUGACCGUAUGAGUGAUAACUUUACAGGAAAUUAGGUAAUAAAACCUGUAUUAUUAGUUCCUCACACCUUUAAAUACUGUCAACACUGUAACUGUUACUUAGGUUAGUUUUUCCAGCUGUGUCUAUGUGGCAAACAGCAGUCCUCUUUGAAAUAAUGAUGAUCAAAUCAGUCAACUUAAGAGCUGCUGGGUGGACUUUAAGAAUAACUUCUUGUUAAGAAAUCCAGUUAAUCCAAAUAGUGAAACGGACUUAUACGGGCAGA
This is a messenger RNA of Meriones unguiculatus (Mongolian gerbil), 6217 nucleotides long. RefSeq names its product calcium voltage-gated channel auxiliary subunit beta 4 (gene Cacnb4). Gene Ontology annotation, cellular component: voltage-gated calcium channel complex. Bases 461 to 1882 code for a protein of 473 amino acids. The transcript has 14 exons. The record is from RefSeq and is a predicted model, not a curated record. Gene Ontology annotation, molecular function: protein binding; high voltage-gated calcium channel activity. Gene Ontology annotation, biological process: chemical synaptic transmission; regulation of voltage-gated calcium channel activity; neuromuscular junction development. Lineage: Eukaryota; Metazoa; Chordata; Mammalia; Rodentia; Muridae.